Colletotrichum truncatum is the source of this 909-nucleotide messenger RNA. Its product is annotated as NB-ARC domain-containing protein. The record is from RefSeq and is a predicted model, not a curated record. NCBI's taxonomy places the organism in Eukaryota, Fungi, Ascomycota, Sordariomycetes, Glomerellales, Glomerellaceae.
AUGCCGUUACGUCAACUAUCGCCUGACACCAACAUCAAUAAAGGAGGAGAAACCAAGAUUGAUAUCAUCGCGAUACCCGGCCUGAACCCCUGGGGCAAGAGUGACGCAGACCACGCCUGGGACACUUGGUGUGCGCCUUCCGGUCCUACAGGACGUCUUUGGCUUCGCGACGACCUUCCCAAGCAUGUCCCUGGCGCGAGAAUACUUCUCUAUCAGUAUAACUCCAGUCCUGUGUACGGCAGGGAUCGAAGCACAUUCAUCGACAAAGCCAAUGAGCUGCUUGAGGAUGUGCGGAUAGCGAGAGGGAAUGCUGAUACGACAAGACCAAUACUAUUCUUGGGUCACAGCACGGGCGGACUUCUCAUCAAGCUGGCAUUGAUCAAUGCGCAUAACAAUCCCAGAUACACACCGAUCAAAGACGCCACGAGUGGAUUGGCAUUCUUUGCGACGCCUCACCACGGUGGCGACUGGAAACUCCUCAAGAUUGCUUCGAAAGCGGGACUCCAGAAGAGCGACGACAUGAUGGAGACAACAAAGCAGGGAAGCAUUUUCUCAGAUAUUAUGCAGGAGUACUGGCGGCACCAGCUUUUGCUUUAUGACAUCAUCUCAUUUUGGGGUGCCUACGACGAUAUUGUCUCCAGGGAGAGUGCUCGGCUGGGUUUACCGGGCGAUCGAGAGAACAUCGUGAAGCUCGAUAGUGAUCACACCAAUGUUUGCAAGUUCGGCGAUGAUGUGAGAGAUCAGGACAACCUAAAACGUGUUAGGGGUAACAUCAAGGACUUGUACAAAAAAGCACUAAGGCAUAGUGAGUUGAACGCUAUCCCUUCGCCAGUUGGUCUAGAAACACAGCUAGAUCCUGCGUUAUACCCGCGUCUGGUGGCACUGCGAGGCAAUCGGGUUCCGGCUUGA